ACCCUCCCUCCCUUUGUUGAAAUACUAAGCAGGUAGCAGAGUCAAAACGCAACCCAGUUCAAAAAUAGAAAACCCAAACCCAAAAAAAGGCAACCCCACGUCCCACCCCAUACGGCUUGCUUCCUUGAUUUCAUUUGCACGUCCCCCCUCCAAUUUUCCCCAUUAUUCUCUCUCUCUCCUCUUUCUCUCCCUGAUUGGCAUGAGAAUCGAAGACUCCUUCUCUGUUUUGCAACAGGAUUUUCAAGACAACUGCAACAUUUCUUUUCUCUCAUGGCUGUUCAAGCUCGCCAUCUUAAUCUCUUCCAUCCUCAACUAAUAGGAGGAAACAGAGAAUUUCCGAUUCCGAUGGAAGGAGAUGCGAAUAUUUACAACACCCAAGUGGGUUAUGGACUUCCAUUACUCUCAGGAACUACCACCGCCGAAACUCUUCUUCCGCCUUACAAUUCCGCGAUCGUCGAUUCAGUUUCCCCCAAAACUGUAGCCUCCGCGACAAUGAAUUCGGAACUCCCUCUGCCAAGAAAGCGCUCUAGAGAAUGUAUGAACAGGAACCACCCUUUCGCCUCCUAUCCCAAGUCUUGUGGAACUUUCUCGUUUCUUGGCGAAGACAUCUCCCCUCAGAUCCAGCAGCAGCAACUCGACAUCGACCGUAUAAUCUCCCAACACUUGGAGAAGGUGAGGUCGGAAGUGGAGGAGAAACGGAAUAGUGAUGCGAGGAGGAUAAUGGAAGCGAUGGAAGUGAGUGUGAUGAAGAGGCUAAAAGCGAAGGAGGAAGAGAUGGAAAAGAUGGGGAAAUUAAAUUGGGCAUUAGAGGAAAGAGUGAAAUGUUUAUGUAUAGAGAAUGAAGCAUGGCGCGACAUGGCACAGACGAACGAAGAUGCGGUGAAUACGUUAAGAAGGAAUCUAGAAGUCGCGUGUAAAGUAAAGGAAGAUCGAAAGCAGAAGCAGGGAAUGGAGGAUGGAGGGAGAGCAUUGGUGGAGGAGGCGCAGUCGAGCUGCGGGAGCAACGAGGGGGAGGGGGAAGGAGAGUGGCGCGUGGUAGAGAAUAAUAAGAAUAAUAGGAAUACUGGGAGGAGGAGGAAGAGGUGGUGCAGAAGGUGCGGGAAAGAGGCAGCGAGUGUGGUGGUAUUGCCGUGCAGGCAUCUGUGCCUAUGUAGUGGGUGUGGGUCAUGGGUGCACGUAUGCCCCAUCUGUAAAUCCUCAAACAACGCCAGUGUACAUGUAAACAUGUCUCCUCUUUAACGAAGAUACUUUUGAUAUCAAUACAACUGCCCUCUUUAUUUUUAAUUGAUGUAAUGGGGAAAUUUAAGAGGCGAAAGGAAAAGGAUCUGAACAGGAAGGCGCUGGUUGAUAGGAUGGGAAUAAGCGGGAGGGAGGCAGCGGCAAUAAUGGGAGCCCAAGUUUGUUUUAUAUAUGUGUAAAAGAAGUGGAAAACGACGCCGUGGGGGCAACAUGCAUUGAAUAUUGUAGGUCCAAA
Molecule: messenger RNA, 1474 nt
Organism: Cucurbita moschata (crookneck pumpkin)
Lineage: Eukaryota; Viridiplantae; Streptophyta; Magnoliopsida; Cucurbitales; Cucurbitaceae
Product: probable BOI-related E3 ubiquitin-protein ligase 3
Exons: 3
Coding region: 271-1239 (322 amino acids)
Biological process (GO): regulation of programmed cell death
Molecular function (GO): ubiquitin-protein transferase activity
Source: RefSeq, a predicted model, not a curated record